This is a messenger RNA of Ichthyophthirius multifiliis, 822 nucleotides long. RefSeq lists its product as hypothetical. The record is from RefSeq and is a predicted model, not a curated record. The transcript has a single exon. Lineage: Eukaryota; Ciliophora; Oligohymenophorea; Hymenostomatida.
AUGUCUAGUUUAUUAUACAAUUCAUAUAUUCCAAAUAGUUCUAUAGCUUAUUCUUAAUAUUUAAAAGAUUAAAAUUACCGAAAUGCCCUUCUUUAAUCUGAAGCUGCUAGAUUAUAAAAUGAUUUAGAUUACCAAAGAUUGAAAUAAUUAAAUUAUUCUUAAAGAUUUCCUUACGUUUAUAAUUCUCCUUAUGCUCGUGAACUUCUCAUUUAAAAUGAAAUCUAAGCAUUAAAAAAUUCUGAAUUAAUCAGAUCUUAACUAACAUUAUCUGAAUAAUAAAGAAAAGAUCAAUUAAUUGCCGAAGAAAUCCGUUUAAGAGACGAACUUAUUGCAAUUUAAGAGGCCGAUUAUGCCAGAAAGGCAGAAUUAGAAGCUUAAUUGUAAAAAUAAUAAGAAAUAAAUGCUAAAUUAGAAGAAGAACUUAGACAAAAAUACGAAGCUGAAUUAAAAGAAGAAUAAGAUAGAUUUGAAGCUAAAUUAAAGUUAUAAGAAGAAUUAAGAUAGCAAUAUGAAAAUGAUAGAAAAUUGGAAGAAGAGAAACUUUAAGCUGAACUUAAUUUAAUAAAAGCUUAAAAUGAAUUUAAUUAGUAAAAAAGAGAAUAAUUAUAAAAAGAAUUGGAAACAUUUAGAAAAUAAGAAAUUUUAAAAUAAGAAAUUUAAAAUUUAAAUGAAUUAGACAAUAUAAGAAGAUCUCAAAAAAUAGCUAAUGAUUUAUUAUUAUAGUCAGAACUUAGAAGAUCGUAAAAAAUCACAGAUGAAAUUAGAUUGUAAGCUGAAAUUAAUGCUUUAAUAAAUAGUCGUUUAUAGAGUAAAUAAAAUUGA